UUCAGGACGAAUCAGAAGAAUCACUCAUCGCUACCGAAUCAAAAUACUGAGGGCGGUAGUGAUGUAGCACGCUGUGUAAAACAUGAAUUUACUCUCUUAAACUGUUUCUUCGGCUUUAUCCGUCCAGGAGCCUGCCUUUGCCAUGACUCAGCCUGAGAGCCUCAGCCCAUCUAUGAUGGCCUUGCCUGAAUUCAUAAUGCAAAGAAAACUUCUUGGAUUUGGUGUGCUACUGGCUUGGGUUGUCCUCUUCCAUUUACUGGUCAACGUGUGGCUCCUCUGUGUGUUUACCAGCCUUUUAGUAGUUAUAGGUGGGUGGCUUGGCUCACAGGCUCUCCUCGAGUCUGAAAGUGUCAUCCACCUUGAGCGUUUCAUCACGCUGGACGAGAUCCGAUCUUCCCCAGACGUCGAGAUGCAGCUAGACCACGAGAUCCAGAGCACGGUUUCUAAGAUCAUCCGAGACUUCGUCUCUUCGUGGUAUAACACCGUUUCCACAGAGCCUGGGUUUGAGGAUGAGAUCCACGACGCCAUGAUCUCGAUGGCAAUGCAGCUUAAGCUUCGGGCCAAGAAAGUGGACAGGAAAGCUUUAACUCUGAGGAUAUUAGAUCUUUGUGGAUGCCAUCUUCAGUGCUACGUUAAAGCUAAAGAAAUCAUGGCUGGAAAAGCAGGCGAGGAACAAAGUGUGAGUGCUAACGAGAGUGUCUGGCAGGCAUACAGCACGUCUUGUGUACCUCACCCAGCUCUUCAAAGCUCUGCUGUAGAAGUGAAUUACGCACGUGCAGUAGUGGAUUUGCUUUUGCACGUUCUUGUCCCGCCACCACAUCUUGAAACCAGGACAGGGAGAUUUGUAGUGUGCGAACUUAUAAUGUGCAAUGUUCUUUUGCCUUUAAUUGCUAAACUGUCAGAUCCUGACUGGUUAAAUAUGUUGAUCGUGGACGUAUUUACGAGGUCCAAAAAUCCAGAAACCAAACCAUCUGAAUCGGAGAAAACGACAUCUCCUCCAACGAUGCUUUUAAAUAAAGACAAUUCACACGAUGUUGAAGUUCCAUCUUCUCUAACCUUGAAGCUCAAGCCCGACACUUUCAGUGUGACUGACGCGCCAACACCCGAAUUGGCAAAUUUGGAUGUUCUUGACUCUGCAGAUCUUUACUGUCCACAGAACCAAGAGGACGAAGGACCAAGGCAGUUGUUUUCUUCAGAGCAUCCAGGUUUCAAUACAAAGGAUUAUUUGCGGCUCGGGAAAUCGAAUCCUUUCUAUCAAGAAACAGACUCUGAUUUGGAGUCUCCUCUAAACGAUUUUAAAAGGAGCUCCUUGGAGUCGCUGGUUCUGAUAGGCACAGAAGAAGAAACGUCAGAGCCUGUUACCGAAUGUCCCACGCUUGCCGACGGAAUACUGGACCCCAAAGAUGAGUUCCAUGUCAAUUCUAAUGCACCAAGACUCGUGGUCUCGGAGAUACAAGAACAACCCUCUGACACAACUGAUGGGACAGGUGAACCGUCUUUGAGCUUUUGUGCUCUUCAGGAACUUGAAAAGGGUACCACGAAAGCAGAAAUGACUGGCGUUGAGACGUCGGGUAUGGUGAACGUCAACGGGCUGACUCUGUCCGAACCUCUUCAAGCCUCCUCACCUUUAGCCAGCUCCAUGCCACUCUCUCCAUUCACGUUCGAACCCCUCAGUAGUCCUGAAGGCCCCGUCAUUAUUCAGAACCUUCGUAUCACAGGCACCAUCACAGCUAAGGAGCACCGAGGCACGGGCUCUCAUCCAUACACACUCUACACUGUGAAGUACGAGACAGCUGUGGACUCAGAGAAUCCAGGCACAUUGCAGCCAGUGGCUUAUCACAUGGUCAAUCGGCGCUAUAGUGAAUUUCUGAAUCUGCAGACCCGGUUAGAGGAGAAACCUGAAUUACGCAAAAUUCUCAAACAUGUUAAAGGACCUAAAAAAAUCUUUCCUGACCUCCCUUUUGGAAACAUGGACAGUGACCGAGUUGAAGCCAGAAAAGGUUUAUUGGAAACGUUCCUUAAGCAACUUUGUUCAGUACCUGAAACUGCCAACAGUGAAGAAAUGCAAGAGUUUCUUGCCCUAAACACUGAUGCGAGGAUCGCUUUUGUAAAGAAGCCAUUCAUCGUCUCACGAAUAGACAAGAUUGUGGUGAAUGCUAUAGUCGAUACGCUGAAGACAGCCUUCCCUCGUUCAGAGCCACAAAGCCCCACGGAUGAAGUGGACACUGAGCCUGAUGGGAAAUUAUCUUCAGACAGGAAGAGCAAGUCCAGGAUGCGAUUCUCCAGUAAAACCGCUUCUGCUCUUAACGUGUCCGACAUGAAACCCAAAGUGCUUUACUACUUUGAUGAAGGGAGCACCGUUUUCAAUAGCCUCACCAUGAAUAGUCUAGAGAGCUUCAUCUUGGAGCGGGAGCGUCUUGCGAGUAAAGCACCGCUCCGAGACGCCGAUGGAGAGCGGGAUGUCGGCCUCGGUGCCAAGUGGGUUACGGAGCCCUGCGCGUGUUCGAAAGGAAGGUUGCAAAAUGUCGUUGAAAAUCAGGGGGAAACUGUACUUGCUGACACAGCUCUGAACGUCCUCUAUCUGCUGAUGAAGGAUCAGUGGAGUUGGCUGUGCACUGAAAAUAUCCAGAGGAGCAUCAGACUGCUAUUUGGGACCCUCGUUGAGCGGUGGCUGGAGGUCGGAGUGGCUAAUCUGACGUGUAUGCAGUACUGGGUGACUUAUUUGCGGGUGCUGCAGCAGGCUGUGUGGCCUGGGGGAAAUCUGCCUGCUCAUCCCCGACCUCAGCGAACCCAGCAGCAAAGAGAUGACACCAAACAGCAGUCACUGCAGUGUUUGAUGAAUUUGCUUCCUGAUCUUGUUUCGGAUAUACUGGGCUCAGAGAAGUACAAGCAUUCCUGGCAGGUCGUUCUCGACUCUCUCCAAGAUUCUACCAUAAACAGGCACCUGGUUUACUGUGUGUGGGAUGUGCUAUUGGAGUUCCUGAUCCCAGAGCUAUCUGAUGACGACUUUCAAAAGAUGCUGCUCCAGAGUCUUUCUAAAACGCAGAGAAACUCCCUCCAUAGGAACGCCGUGAAACUUGACAUGCCUGUUCCAACAACCCACUACUCUUGUCAGAAUGAGUCAGGUCAGUCAUGGAGGUGAAUGAGGCAAAAUGGAAUAUGUGCAUGGUUUGGUCUGACUCUAAUUUAGCCCUUACGUGUCUGGGUCUCGCACACAAUAUAAUGCAUCUGGCCUAGCUUUGAUUACUGGCCACCUGUUUUGCAUUUUAGCAGGCCUUGACUGAUCUCCAAAACACCCCUGGACCGGAUCUGAAUUAGUGGAGAGCUCUCUUCUCAAGCUCUUAUCCACCUUCUUCCGGCUUGAACUUUGAGCAAACCUUUUACAGAUGGAUUUAUAUUAAAGAUCAUAACGCCAGGACAGAUUCGACUUAACUUGGCCCUGCUUUCGAGUCUAUCGUUUAAAGUCACUUUAAGUUUACCUGCUGCUUAUUUCUCUUGCUCCUUGCCAUGGGCACUGCACUGUGACACAUUUGUCUCUCAUUUGCUUAAGAUUACAACCUCCAACUUCCUGUUGUAUCUUCCUCCACUUAAUUUAGGUUGGAGGGAUUUUCCAUGUGAGCUGGCAUGAGUUUUGGUGUCUUGCUGAAACCGUACAUGCUUCGAGGGAUCUUUUACAACUUAAUCUUGUCUGUUCACAGAGUGGGACUUGGUAAUUGACUACCUUUUUUUUAUUAUUUAUUUUUUUUAAUGCUUGGCCUUAAAGUAAAGGUUAUGCAGAAUAUAAGGAGUAUGCAGAGGGGUCUUCUUUCCUUUCCUGUUCUAAAUAUUGUUGGAUGUUAUGUUACCACAUUUAGAUCCUUGUCUGUAUGCUUUAAUAAUUCUAUAUACCCAUUUCUUUGGAUAUAAAUACUGAAGUAUUUUCCUCACACUUGUGCACUUCGAUGAAAUCAUAAAGAAUAUUAUGGCUGAUGUCUAAAACAGUAAAAAGAAAUGUCUUCUCUGCCUUAACAUGUUUUGUAAACUUGUUUUGUCUGUAAAGCAGUCUAAAGAUGUAAAAGGAAUGGAUCAAAAGCCAUGAAAAAGUCAUUCCUUAGUGGUCAGUAUGUUUAACUUUGUGUUUGAGUGGUCUAAUGUUUCUUGAAAAGGUUUCAUCUGUCAUGUCUACUUCUUCUGUGUUAUGUUUUCUCCCUCAGUAUAGUGAUCCUUGUGAAAUGUUUACUAGCAUGAUCUAGUAAAUAACCCAAUAUGCUCUCCACUAUUGUGUGAAAUGUAAUGUGUAUGCUUCAGUUAUUGCACUACGUAUAAUUGUGUCAUUGGGGAAAUUGUUGUAACUUAAGCUGUGAUUAUAAUAAACAUGCAAAAAUGACUGA
Ictalurus punctatus (channel catfish) is the source of this 4370-nucleotide messenger RNA. RefSeq names its product sorting nexin 19b (gene snx19b). Gene Ontology annotation, molecular function: phosphatidylinositol binding. NCBI's taxonomy places the organism in Eukaryota, Metazoa, Chordata, Actinopteri, Siluriformes, Ictaluridae. Gene Ontology annotation, cellular component: early endosome membrane; intracellular membrane-bounded organelle. The record is from RefSeq and is a predicted model, not a curated record.